CUCCUCUCUCUCUCUAACACACAGAGAGGAAAUUAGAAGGAACCUCAACACCCACAAGCGAAUCGUCCAAGGAAUCAACAUCGAACUUACACACAUAUAUAUACAUACAUUUUUAUAUACAAACAAUUACCAGUGUCUUUCUCUCUCUCUACCUGUCCAUAUAUAUAUAUACACACACAUGUAUAUGUGCGUCGUGGUCUGAUUGGUGUUGUGCCCUAGAUCUUGAUCUUGAAUAGAAGCUGCGAUUUUCAGAUCUUUAAGACUUAGGGAUCUGCGUAGAGCUCCAACCAGCUCUGCUGAUUCUCAGAUAUUCCCAUCUCAAUCAAUUAAAAUAAAAUUCGUGGAUAUUAGCGUAGUGUGAGAAUUAUAUGGUGGAUGGAAUUGACAGAAGAGAAGGGCAUUGGUUGGAGAUAAAGCGGUUUGCUGUUAUGCAUUUUUACUUGAUGAAGACAGAUAAGGCAUGGCGGCUGGGAAUGGGUGACGUGCAGGUCUUGCCUGGGCCUCGCCACCGACCUCUGUCGAAGAGGCCAGUUUGGAUUAUUGUCUUGGUUUCAUUGGUCAGCCUAUUUCUACUUUGCGCUUAUAUAUAUCCUCCACAAAGUAGGAGCGGCUGCUACAUAUUUUCUUCUAGAAGUUGCAAUGUCAUUUCUGAUUGGCUUCCGCCUACUCGUGCGAGGGAAUAUACUGAUAGCGAGCUCGCAUCUCGUAUUGUGAUUAGGGAAAUUUUAAGUAUGCCUCCUGUUCAAUCCAAAAAUGCUAAAAUUGCAUUCAUGUUCUUGAGCACUGGAUCAUUACAUCUUGAGAGGCUGUGGGAUAAGUUUUUCCAUGGACAUGAGGGAAGAUUUUCUGUUUAUGUGCAUGCAUCAAAGGAAAAACCUGUGCAUUUGAGCCGUUACUUCGUUAAUCGAGAUAUACACAGUGAGCAGGUUGUCUGGGGAAAAAUUAAUAUGGUUGAUGCAGAGAGGCGACUGCUGGCAAAUGCUCUUAAAGAUCCUGACAACCAGCACUUUGUGUUACUUUCUGAUAGUUGUGUACCAUUGCGUGGUUUUGACUAUGUGUACAACUAUCUGAUCUACUCAAAUAUCAGCUUCGUCGACAGCUUUGUGGAUCCUGGUCCUCAUGGGAAUGGCAGGUACACAGAGCAUAUGCUACCUGAAGUUGAGUUGAAAGACUUUAGAAAGGGUGCCCAGUGGUUCACAAUGAAGCGGCAGCAUGCGCUGAUAGUUGUUGCUGACAGUCUUUACUACUCAAUAUUCAGGGAUUAUUGCAAGGCAGGAUUGGAUGGGAAAAAUUGCAUUGCUGAUGAACAUUACUUGCCGACUUUCUUCUCUAUGCUCGAUCCAGGUGGAAUUGCCAACUGGUCAGUGACACAUGUUGAUUGGUCCGAGAGAAAGUGGCAUCCCAAAUCAUAUAAGGCUCACGAUGUUGCUUAUGAUCUCCUGAAGAAUAUCACGUCAAUAGAUCAAAGUGUGCAUGUCACAAGUGAUGAAAAGAGAGAAAUGACAGUUAAGCCUUGCUUAUGGAAUGGCAUCCAGCGACCAUGCUACUUGUUUGCUAGGAAGUUCUACCCAGAAACGAUUGAUAAUUUGUUGCACCUUUUCUCCAAUUACACGACAAUUUGAACAGAGAUUCUUUACUCUAAAAUUCUUUGGUCGAAUCAGCUGUUUUUUUUUUACUCCAUCUCCCCUCAUCACAUCUCAUAUAGGUUGUAAAUUGAUGUAAUAUUGAAGCCCGAGUAUUCCCUAGCGCGGUUAUUUUGUUAAUGGCAAAUUAGGAGAACAGAUGGGGUCAAUUAGGGUUGCAGGUCAAGGGUUGGGGAUAAUUUGUUCUUCAUUUUUUCCCUCAAUUUUCUACCUCAUGGUCUAUUUUCAGUAGAGAACUUUAUUUGAGGGAAAUCCAUUUUGGUGCAUUGAUCCUUGUUUAAGUUGAACAUGUGAGGUUGCACAUUCUGGCACUUUGGGCCUCCCUAAUGAGAUCUAUUAGGAGUACAGAGUUCAAGAGAGGUAAAAACUUAAAUUUUCUGUU
This is a messenger RNA of Tripterygium wilfordii, 2025 nucleotides long. RefSeq names its product glycosyltransferase BC10-like. Gene Ontology annotation, cellular component: membrane. Gene Ontology annotation, molecular function: glycosyltransferase activity. NCBI's taxonomy places the organism in Eukaryota, Viridiplantae, Streptophyta, Magnoliopsida, Celastrales, Celastraceae. The transcript is spliced from 11 exons. The coding region runs from base 369 to 1622 and encodes 417 amino acids. The record is from RefSeq and is a predicted model, not a curated record.